This is a messenger RNA of Sorex araneus (European shrew), 1414 nucleotides long. RefSeq names its product Fc gamma receptor and transporter (gene FCGRT). Gene Ontology annotation, molecular function: beta-2-microglobulin binding. The transcript has 7 exons. The record is from RefSeq and is a predicted model, not a curated record. Gene Ontology annotation, cellular component: external side of plasma membrane. Lineage: Eukaryota; Metazoa; Chordata; Mammalia; Eulipotyphla; Soricidae. The coding region runs from base 129 to 1196 and encodes 355 amino acids. Gene Ontology annotation, biological process: immune response.
CGCGUAUUCCUGGAGUGGGGAACAGCUGAGACAGGAUGUAAGGGAGGAACUGGGGUCUCAGUCCCGAAGCAGCUGGGGCUGCAAGAGGAAGGAGCCAGGCUGUGUGAGCAGAGGCCUCCUGGCUCAGGAUGGGGGCCCCCCGGCCUCAGUGCUGGGCUCUCGGCCUCGCGCUCUGCCUCCUGCCCGCGGGUCUGCACGCAGCAGAGAGCCGUCCCUCUCUCCUCUACCAUUUCACUGCCGUGUCCCCUGCUGUGCCCGGAUCGCCUGCCUUUUGGGUGUCGGGCUGGCUGGGUCCCCAGCAGUACCUGAGCUACAACAACCUGCGGCCCCAGGCUGAACCCUACGGGGCCUGGGUCUGGGAACACCAGGUGUCGUGGUAUUGGGAGAAGGAGACCACAGACCUCAGGGUCAAGGAGAAGCUCUUCCUAGAUGCUUUAACCGUCCUGGAGGAAGGAGGGUCCUACACCCUGCAGGGUCUACUGGGCUGUGAGUUGGGACCCAACAACGUGUCGGUGCCCGUGGCCAAGUUCGCCCUGAACGGUGAGGAGUUCAUGAGCUUCCUCCCGAGGGCCAGCAACUGGACGGGGAACUGGCCGGAGUCGGAGGCCAUUGGGAAAAAGUGGGCCGAGCAGGCGGACACCAUCAACAAGGAGAAGACGUUCCUGCUCUACUCCUGCCCACAGCGGCUGCUGGGCCACCUGGAGCGGGGCCGCGGGAACCUGGAGUGGAAGGAACCGCCCUCCAUGCGCCUGAAGGCCCGGCCAGGCAGCCCUGGCUACUCGGUGCUCACGUGCAGUGCCUUCUCCUUCUACCCGCCCGAGCUGCAGCUGCGUUUUCUCCGCAACGGGCUGGCAGCCGGCUCCGGGGAGGGCGGCCUUGGCCCGAACGGCGACGGCUCCUUCCACGCAUGGACGUCACUCACCGUCAAGAGUGGGGACGAACAGCACUACCGCUGCCUGGUGCAGCACGCAGGGCUGGCACAGCCCCUGACGGUGGAACUGGAAACGCCUUCCAAGUCAUCGGUGCCUGUGGUGGGCCUGGUCCUGGGUGUCCUGCUCGUCGUGGGGGCUGUCGGGGGAGCCCUGCUCUGGAGGAAAAUGAGGAACGGGCUGCCCGCUCAGUGGAUCUCUUUCAGUGGAGACGAUGUUGGUGCCCUCCUGCCCACUCCUGGCCAAUCCAAGGAUGCCCAUUCUUAGGACAGGAACUGAGCUGAUAUUUGCUGUCCCCCGUCCUGGUUGCUUCCUGCUAUUGUGGUCAGGUCUCUUUCAUGCUGUGACAUCUGGAAUCCUGAGCCUCCAGAAACCCCGGGCCUGACGCCCUUCCCGUGGAUUCCUCCUCCUGUGGCCUGCCACAGUUUCCCUUCCUGUUAUCCAUGGUUCUUCAUCUUUGACAUAUAACAUGAGUUGGGCCCAAA